Phytophthora infestans T30-4 is the source of this 545-nucleotide messenger RNA. RefSeq lists its product as uncharacterized. The transcript has a single exon. The coding region runs from base 165 to 509 and encodes 114 amino acids. Lineage: Eukaryota; Oomycota; Peronosporomycetes; Peronosporales; Peronosporaceae. The record is from RefSeq and is a predicted model, not a curated record.
GGUUGCUGUGCUGUAUUGAGCUCCUCUUGCUGACUAUGGGGUGCUGCUCGUCUAAGCCGACUCCAGGCAAGGAAUACGCCGCCACGACGCCUGAAGUUGCCCCUUUCUUGCCGUUUGCAGUGAGUGCGAGAACUGUUAUCGACAACGCGGUGGAGGGCAUGUGCAUGGACCGAGGCGAUGAAGUGAACAAGGUGAACGAAGAGGAGCCACAGCCUGAAGAUGACGAGUCUGCGAGCAUUAAACUGCCACUGGCAAAGGCUGAAGCGGAGCUGGACGAGGUGCUCGUUCGUAGUCCUGAGAGCGCGAUGGCCGUGCAGUCGCCUCCGUCUCCACCGCCGCGGAAAACUUUCCAGAGUGCUGAUGACAUCCCGAUCUCGUCCACGUACCACCGCGUACACAGUGCCGAGGUGGCAGAGCAAGAGAAAAAGUGGCAGGAAGAGCAGCGACUGGAAGCUGAACGGCGUGAGCGUGAGGUGCAAGAGUACAAGGCAGCCACGCAAAUUGCGUAAAGUGGCGCAUCCUGCAUUGUAGCUCGUUAGGAGACC